AUGGCGACUCGUAUGCUUCUGUUCCUUGGGCUGGUUUACACUGCAGUGGCCGCCCCUGUAGUCAAUGAAUCCCUCGCACUCCCUUUAGACGACUGCUCUCCAUCAUCACCUACAGGUCUCAAGCCUGAAUGUUGGGCUCGGUUGAAUGUAUCAGACUACAUCACCAAAUGGCUGGCCGAAAACGGUACCAAAGCUAACUGCGACACUUUGGGAUUCGCGCAGUGUUUUUUGACAUUUAACGGUUACGGCGGCCGUACAUGCGACAAACUCACCCGAGACACAUGCGACGCUUUCGAGACUGCCGGUUCCUUCGCGAACUACUCUUCGCCGCAAGAGUUCUAUACGCUCUGGAACAUCUACGCCAUCUAUCAAUUUUUCAACCAAUUCUCCGAGGCCCUCUGGAACGGACAUGCGCUCGCUGCGGACACAGUCCAGGACAUUGUCGCCACUAUAUCCCCAUCUACUGAUCCAGAUGUCCCAAGCAACCUCUUGUGGAUGGUGAUAUCGGGUGGCUUCUGGCUCAUCGCAGCUGGUGGUCUAAACCCACUUCUGGCUACUAUCGCCACGGGAAUGGCCGUUGUCACGGGAAUGAGCUCUUUCUUUCAGACUUCUGUGAAAGGCUCGUCUAAUGCGCGCUUCAUCACCCUGGGUCAGAUCGGGACCAACCUUGCCCAGCUUAUCAUCGAAUACCAAGACAGCCUGGAGAACGCUUUGACGGAACUCCAACGUAAUAGUACCCUCUUCAUUGCUGCAACCGAGCCCGGCGGCUUCAGUCAGCGCGCCGUCACAAGUCUCAACAUUCAGUCCAACUUUCUGUACCGCGAUUUGCAGUUGUUCAUCAUCUCCCUGGCUUUCAAGGCCAACGGAAUCGUCUCGACGCGUUCGACUGGCGUAAACGCACUCGAAUUCGCGCCCAAAACCAACGGCGCCAUUGACUGCCCUGGGCUCGGUCCUGCUGGUAACUGUUAUCAGUGGUGGAUUGACCAGGACACAGGCAACACAUACGCCCUUCACAAUCCCAAAGAGUACAAACACAAUCACGUCGACAUUAUGAAUACCAUUCAUGAUAAGGGCUGGGCCAACCUCAGUGAGAUAUUCAAAGUGGAAGAUUGCACAGGCAAGGAUCCCAGCUUCGACGGGAAAUCCAAGGUGACCUGCCUGGCUUCUCACGGCUUUUGCGAGUACAACUACACCAACUCGGAUUCGGGCCCCAACAUAAGGAUGGCCAACACGCAGUUCACCAACUGCGAAAACGAUGAAAAAUGGGCAAAUCCUUGCAACUGGAUGGACAGUGGUGUUAUUCUCCCUGAGUCUUACCUUGGACCGUUAUUGAUGCGCGAAGAGCCCGCGUGGUGCAGGGAUCACUGA
Messenger RNA from Colletotrichum truncatum, 1368 nucleotides. RefSeq lists its product as uncharacterized. The record is from RefSeq and is a predicted model, not a curated record. Lineage: Eukaryota; Fungi; Ascomycota; Sordariomycetes; Glomerellales; Glomerellaceae.